Messenger RNA from Polyodon spathula (Mississippi paddlefish), 5308 nucleotides. Its product is annotated as testican-2-like. The record is from RefSeq and is a predicted model, not a curated record. Gene Ontology annotation, molecular function: calcium ion binding; protein binding. Lineage: Eukaryota; Metazoa; Chordata; Actinopteri; Acipenseriformes; Polyodontidae. The coding region runs from base 135 to 1403 and encodes 422 amino acids. The transcript is spliced from 11 exons.
CCUCAGCUGUGCGUCUCGGUGAGGAGAAUCUCAUAAUCAGGUCACAUUUCAGUGUAGGUCUACCAUCCAUCUCUCACCGCGAGCAACGGAAAUCGGUGUGGAAGAAAUAGCGCAUCCUCAAGCAUCAGAACAGAAUGGUGGUCAGGAUGAGAGAUCUGGGGUGCUUCCUGGUCCCACUGCUAGUGCUAGCUGGGUCCUCGCUGCAAGUGGACGUGAAAAGUGGGAAAGAAACAGAAAAUGCAGGGAAUGUCAUGGAGGAUGAGCAAUGGCUGUCCACCAUUUCCCAGUACAGCCGCAAGAUCAAUCACUGGAACCGCUUCAGAGACGAGGUGGAGGAUGAUUAUAUUCGUACCUGGGAUGACAGACAGGGCUCAGAUGAAACUAUGGACACCACCAAGGACCCAUGCCAGAAAGUGAAGUGCAGCAGACACAAGAUCUGCAUCACCCAGGGCUAUCAGAAAGCCAUGUGCAUCAACCGCAAGAAGCUGGAGCACAGAAUCAAAGAGCCUGCUGUGAAGCUCAAUGAAAUCAGCUGCAAGCCAUGUCCAGUGUCUGUUUCUGCCCCAGUAUGUGGGUCUGACGGGCACAACUAUGCCUCUCAGUGUAAACUGGACCAGCAGGCCUGUUUGAGUGGAAAGCAGCUGAAUGUGAAAUGCACAGGCCAGUGCCCCUGUACCACAGAGCCCACCACAAUGCCAGACACUGAUGCCAAACACGAGAGCUGCACAGGACAAGACUUGGCUGACCUGAGUGAUCGCCUCCGAGACUGGUUCCAGCUUCUGCAUGAGAACGCCAAGCAGAACAGCUCAGGAAAGCCAGGAGCGAUCACGGUGUCUGCUGUAGAUAAGAGUCUUGUGGCCAGCUGCAAGGAUUCCAUUGGCUGGAUGUUUUCUAAAUUGGACACCAACGACGACUUAUUCCUAGACCAGUCUGAACUGGCAGCCAUUAACCUGGACAAGUACGAGAUCUGCAUACGACCUUUCUUCAAUUCGUGUGACACAUACAAAGAUGGACAAGUCUCUACUGCAGAGUGGUGCUUCUGCUUCUGGAGGGAAAAACCACCUUGUCUAGCUGAGCUGGAGAGAAUACAGGUACAAGAGGUGGCCAAAAAGAAACCAGGGAUGUACAUUCCAAAUUGCGAUGAGGAUGGGUACUACAGGAAGCUGCAGUGCGAUCAGAGGAAGGAGGAGUGCUGGUGUGUGGACCAGCAUGGUGGCGAGCUGGCAGGGUCCCGUAUCCACGGCAACCCAGACUGUGAUGAGCUAGUUGGAUAUUCUGGAGAUUUCGGAAGCGGGGUUGGAUGGGAGGAUGAGGAGGAGAAGGAGGCAGAAGAAAAUGCCGAAGAGGCAGAGGAGGAGGAAGGCGAGGCUGGAGAAGCCGAUGACGGGGGCUACAUCUGGUAGAAAACAGAAAACUUGAGUUAGUAAUAGAGUUUUGGUGGCCAUGUUGGGAGGGCAGCUGGUACUCUUUCAGAAAUAAUGACAUACAAUACAGCGUUGACUCUGACGAAGACCAGGCUUCGUCUUAAAUAUAUUACUAACUUAUUUUUUUGCAGCGUAAAAGGUUUUUCCAUUAAGUAGACCUUUACAUUUUACAUUUUCAUCUGAAAGCUGUCACAAAAACAAUUAUAAACUAAUCAGAACAUCUCCUCUCCAUUCCACAGAAAUAUAUAUACUGCAUAUUACAGUAUUCAUACAAGUUUAACAACAGCCAGAGAUGUAAGAAUGAGCAUAUAUCACUUGGCUAGGUCUGCUGAGUACUCUGAGGAUGCUGUUGCUGAAAAUUUGGAGUUUUAUUUUCUUGUUUGCCUGUCACAGACUGGUGUCUCAUAGAGAUUCAGUGCUGUCUCUGCUGAAGCAGCGGCAUGUUAUUUACAAGGCUCAAACUACCUGCCAUGAGAGAAGCAAGCCAACUAUAUACUGUGGAAGCUAAAACUGUAUGGCACUUGAUCUUUAGUUGAAUUAGGCCGGUUAACAGAUGAUGUAUUAUAGAGUUGUCAAUGCAGCAACUAAUGCGUCAUCACAUCAUUCCCAUUGCUGCUGUUUUCACCUGGUUCACCUGCAUGUCACACAAUGGCUAAUCCAGGUGUCACAGAGGCAUUUGUUUGUAAAGCUGUGGAAAUGAUGGAAAAUUGGUCUUGGCUGUUCAAAUAGAACUUCACAAGUCAAUGAUUGACGUUGCCGCAAAGUAGUUUAAUCUGAAAUGACAUUCAAAAACAGCUCAAUCAGCAUUAAAUACUUCAAUACAGUACCGGAGACAAACAUCAGUUCUUCACAGGAAGCUGUUGUUGUUUGCCUGCCUAUAGGAUUAGCCGACUUUUGUUCAUUGCUAAUUACUGGGAGUUCAAAGUCAGGUAUGCUAUGGAAUUCACUUUGACAGGUUAAGAAUAUAAUAAUUCGCCCUGCAUCACACCUAAACCCCCUCAGAAAAGACUUCUUAACCCUUUAGAUUUUAAAAGGACUUUCAGUGCUCACAUUAAAAUUCAAUACCACAUCCAUUUUCUGAAUAUAUAGCUAGGAUUUUUGUAGAAAAACUCACCAACAGGCUGCAUAUUUUUACAUUUUAUACAUGAUAAUUAGACCAAGGAUUUACACCUUUAUUAUUAAAUCUGACGUGGAAAAUGUAACACUGACAUGUUGUGAAGCUCAGGAAUUGAGCAGAUGAAAUAAUAUGAAACUGUUAACACUGCUAGCGAUGUCCAUAUCUCAUUUAGAAAAGCCAGUGAUUACUAACAUAUACCAAAUACCAAACCAUAGUGCCUAUCCUUAAAAACAACUGUAAUAAAGCAGUCAUUCUAAGUCAAUAAAAAAGGCUUUACUUUGAAUGGACACAGAUACCCUCAUACAUAAAGCUGCAUGCCCAACAUUGAUAUCACUAGUUACAUGGAAUGACAGAUUUUGUCAGUGUGAGUUUUAUUCUAUUUGCUUUUGGAUGGGAUCUUAGCCAUGAACUGCAGCCAUAUGUUAGCUUAAGAGUAGCUUAGAGCAGUGGUCUCCAACCCUGGUCCUGGAGAGCACCAAUCCUGCAGGUGUUAUAGGUCUCUUACAUCAUCAAUGGCUAAAGAUCUGGAAUACCUGUUAAUCUUGGCUAAUUAAGCCAAUAAUUGGUUCAAUUAAGCAACUAAGAGCUCAGGUGAAAAGAAAACCAGGAGAUCCUGCAGUUCUCUGGGACCAGGGUUGGAGACCCCUGCCUUAGGGUAUUUACCACAGUCUAGCUGAUAUAAUGUAAUGUACCAUACAGUAGAAAAUCUGUGUUACUUUCUCUAACACCUUCUUGAAAGAUACAUUAACACAUUCCCUUGGGUUAGAAAACAGCAUCCACCAGAAAAGAACAAGAGCAGCAUGUUUAACAUGCUGUUUUAUUGGGCUGAUUGAAUUCAUGUGUAGGUUUUCAGACAUUCUCAUUGCAGUCUGUUAUGUCUAAAGACAUCUAACAUCUAAAGGGCUAAAAAGAGGCAUGUAAUUGAAAAAUUGCUGAGAUGCUGUAUUUGGUGAUAUUCUCCCAUUAUUGAUUGUCCUGUAAGUGGACUUUUGGCACAUUUCCAUCUAUAAUAACCUAAUAACUUAGCUGCUGGAGUUGUUCUGUCAACAGGAAGACACAAGAUCACAAAAAUACUGACAUAUUUACAGCUAUUUUUUUAUUUUCUUAUAGAAAAGUACUGUGGAUUGUGAAAGAGUAUGCUUUUCUGAAGAGUUCUCAAAUAGGCAUAGUACAGAAACAGAAAAAAAGAACCUGACUCCCAACAUGAGACCUUUUUAUAUUGAAAUAAACAUAUUUAUAUUAACCCUAAGAUACACUAAGAUGCUAACAUUUCAGCUGAACAGUAUAGUUCUCAUCUGUAGAAACAAUGGAGCCUCUUCAGCCCAUCACAUUUAUGUUGUUCAGUUGUUUGCACUCUUGAUGUCUGGAAACUCUAUAAGCAUAUUCCUUUUGGUAUCUUCUGCAAUGCCACCCAGUAAAGAUCUAUGAAUUUCUAAAAACAAACCCUCUGAAAUUGGGCACAGAACAGAUCCUUGUAUGCUAAAAGCUAGACCCCUGUACAAUUUGUUUUUUAAAUACACAAGACUAUGAACUAAUUACCAUGUUAUUAACUUGGGUGAAAAACUGUAGCGCUAACUGGCAUUCUAUUAGCUCUAAUUGUAGUGCUUCAUUCAGGUACUAGAUAUUUGAAAAAAUAAAUAAAUUAAUUAAUUAAUACUGUGUUCCCAAAGCUCUUAUAAUUUGUCUACAACUUUAAACAAAACAUAUGUAUGAAUAUUGAACUAAUACAUACUUACAGUGUAGCCUAAAAAAAAAAAAAACUUUUAAAUAGUGUAACUUUAAUCUGACAUUUAAUAAAUUUGCAAAAUAAUAAAAAUUAAAUAAAGCAGUUCAUAUUUGGGGCUUGUGAAUUUGAGCACCAUGGUGCUUUUUGAUUCUCAGUUGAUUGGUAUAAUAUUGAUAUGAGCAGCUUGUAUCUUUUAUCUGAAGCAGUUAAUUGUGUUAGAAACGGUUGCCAGAAACCAAUAAAUAUCCUUCAUUAUAAAAAGAGGAACUCAAGCUGUGUAAUGUAAUAUUUGAGUGCUUUAAAUUAAUAAUAGAUGUAGCCAAGUUGCCUGCAUGAUGACAAAAGAAACACUGGAGAGACAUUAGUUUCAGACAUUAGUAAACAGUAUAUCUGGAUUUCUUUAGAAACAUGAUUAUUUAAUAUGGUUUGCUACAGUUCCAACAAAAAUUGUACACUUACUCAUUUCUGUACAUAAAGUAUAUGUUGUAUAUCCAUGAAAGUAACAUUAUUAUGAAUGGUAAGAACAGAUAAUUGUAUUUAAUGCUAAAGACAGUGUUGUUGUGAUGAAGCAUUUUUACCUGGGCCUAGAUACCUUUUUUGGCAAGGUGGUGCUUUUGCGAUGGUUUGGUUUAAAGUAAAAGGCACCACCUGUUGGAAAAACACUAGAACUGUUGUUUGUUUUUGUUUUUUUUGUUUUUUUCCUUUUUUUUCAUUGUUAUAAAUUAAAUCACCCUGGUCAGAAAUUUGUGUUUUCAAUUCCCAAUCUUGAAAUGUUACACUUCAAGAGUGUGCCACUUUAAAUGCUAUUCCUAUUAUGCUACAUGAAUUACUUUUUGUUAACUAUGUAUGUUACUUGAAGUUUUGUGUAUACUUGAAUUUCCACAAGACACAUUUUCAGAUUCAGUUUUCCAUUUGUUAAUUGUAACUGUUGUAUGUUCAUAAAAAUAAGGUAUCUCUGUUAGAUUUUAGUAGUGCAUGUUAGUGAAGCGUAUGUAGCUUUUCAUGUUUGAGCACUUUAACAUUAAAAGGCAGUGGGCCUCA